Messenger RNA from Uranotaenia lowii, 2419 nucleotides. Its product is annotated as BOS complex subunit ncln. Gene Ontology annotation, biological process: regulation of signal transduction. The transcript has 4 exons. The record is from RefSeq and is a predicted model, not a curated record. Gene Ontology annotation, cellular component: endoplasmic reticulum membrane. Lineage: Eukaryota; Metazoa; Arthropoda; Insecta; Diptera; Culicidae. Bases 187 to 1857 code for a protein of 556 amino acids.
UCUUUCUGCUUUGGGCUGUGAAGGGCCGAGAAAUUUUAUUUUUACGGCAAGUGCGUUAAUUAAUUCCAAUUUGACCUCCGAUUCAGUCGGUUCAGUGCCUGGUUUGUUCCCGGUGGUUUCCCUUCCGGCAAGAAGCAUCGCCGAGUGUUCGUAGUGAGACAGCAAUAGCCCAAUUUGUACGGAAAAAUGUUCGAGGACGCAGAUAACUUUGCCGAUUUCUUCCGCGGUGGUUUACCGUACUACUUGCUGAUUACGCUGCCGAUUCUGAUCAUCUGCUCAUCGAAUCCGGUUCUGGCCGCGAGCGAAUUCUCCGUCCAGCGUAUGUCCCAGUACGAUGUCCAGGGAACACCCUUCGGUUGUCGCGCCUCGGCACUGAAUCUGGAGGCCAAAUCGCUCUACUCGUGGCAAACGUCCAGGCACUGUGUGGUCACCCGCUUCCAGGACAUGACCAUCGACCAGUUCCGGGAGAUCCGGGCUAAGGCCGGUGGGCUUGUCAUUCUGCUACCGCAGGACAUCACCUCGCUCAGCCUGGAGGAGAAACAGCACAUUCACCUCCUCGAGCAGGCGAUGAUGCUUCAGGAAAUCUCCAUUCCGGUUUACUUCUCCCGGUACAGUGCCAAAUUGAACGAAAUCAUCAACGAUGUCACGAGAACGACCAGCCAGCGCUUCCAGGCCUCGGCCCAGAAGCGGGACUCGGCACUCAGCGAGAUCCUCGGAUCCAUCUCGGCCAACGGUUACCAGAUAGUGGUUUCCGGUACCAGCCACAGCCCGAGCAAGCAAUCGAAGAUUCCAAUCAUACAGGGUGAGCUAACUCCGACGAAGCUCAGCAAGGCCGCGGCCGAUGGCGAGAGCAAGCUUCCUUUAAUCAUACUGACUGCGCAUCUGGAUACAUUCAGCCUCAUCAAUGGACCGCUGAGAAAUGCCGACAUUGCCGUGCUGUUAACUUUGAUUGAAUUGUUCAGCAAACUGCACGCCAGCAUUCCUAAGUACAGGCUGAUGUUUCUGGUUUCGGAAUCCGGUAGUUUGCUCAACUUCCAGGGCAUGAAGAAGUGGCUGGACAUGAAUCUAGAAGAAAAUGUUCAACUGCAACAGGCCGAGUUCGUUAUCUGUUUGGAUUCUUUCGCCAAAAUGCUAUCCAAUGAAAACCUCUUCAUGCACGUGUCCAAACCACCCAAGGAAGGCACUCCGAUGAAUGGGUUCUACAAGACGCUGAAAACCGUGGCCCAACGCUAUGGAAACGUCACUGUCGAAGGAGUGCACAAGAAGAUCAACCUUGGAGAUACCAUGCUCGUUUGGGAACACGAGCGGUUCAGCAUCAAGCGAGUGCCGGCUUUCACGCUGUCCAAUCUGAAGUCCCACAAAGACCCCCAACGUAACAGCAUUUUCGAGGACGAUGAAGAGGAAGAGAUGCUGGAUAAAUUGGAGACGAACGUGAAAAUUCUGGCCGAAACAUUGGCAAGCUACAUCUACAACCUGCCCACGGAUGGGACUGGUGCAGCGGGCGAAGCCGGUGAGAUCUUCACUGGUUCGAUGGCCAUCACCAAGGACAACAUCCGGCCAUGGUUGCGGGCACGUUCCACUCAGCAGAACAACGAUCUCCGAUAUGCCUUCGAGAAGUACCUUAAGAAUGUGAAAAUCUCCUACGAAAAACCGGACCCUCGGGAACCGGACUUCAUGCUGUACGACGACCGAGAUGGGCUGCUGAACAUCUACAACGUCAAACCGGCUGUGUUCGACCUGUUCCUGACGUUCUUGAUUGUGGCCUACCUGGCUGUCAUCUAUCUGGCCAUCUUCCACUUUCCAAAGCUGUACACCUUCGUGUGCCGUUUGACCGUUAACAAAGUAAAGGUGAACUAGAGAUCUAGACUUCGAGGGCUAGACUUCAGCAUUUCGUUGUAUGAUCAACAAUCGUACAACCCCAAUCAACAUGCUAGGCUAAAAUGAAUUCCACCGAUUAGGACUCGGGACAUCACCUGAACGAGCAUCGGUAAGAUUUUUCUUUUGUUUCACACUUAAUAGCAAAAACAUCAUCAAUUUGGCGAUUGGCCAACUCAAUCAUACACAUUAAAGGGGCCGAUUCGCAAGCGUCGAACAGCUAGUCUGUGCAUUGUUUUAUUACGAACCUUAAUCGUUGCAUUAGUUUUUAGUUUCUCGGUUGUUAGGAAAGCUUAUAGGAAAAAGGUUUUGCAAAUGGAAAGAAAAAGAUUUUAACGAGCAUUCUAUACACACCGACCGGUGCGGAGGGAAGUUGGAGCAAAGUUUAGUGCAAAGAUAUACCCUACCUACCCUAAUAUUUCCUUCUUUAGUAGUAGUGGGUGUGAGAAUGCCUCGCAAAACUAGCGAGAAUGACCAAAACAGACUUCCUCGAUUUCCUCGAACAAAGGAAAGAAUCAAAGAAUAAAGUAAUAUUGGAGUGGAA